Messenger RNA from Budorcas taxicolor (takin), 3313 nucleotides. It is a transcript of the gene RBM27, whose product is annotated as RNA binding motif protein 27. Gene Ontology annotation, biological process: mRNA processing. The record is from RefSeq and is a predicted model, not a curated record. Bases 97 to 3273 code for a protein of 1058 amino acids. Gene Ontology annotation, molecular function: metal ion binding; RNA binding. The transcript has 21 exons. Gene Ontology annotation, cellular component: nucleus. NCBI's taxonomy places the organism in Eukaryota, Metazoa, Chordata, Mammalia, Artiodactyla, Bovidae.
GCACCCGGAGCUGUGAAGAAGGCGUGAGGAGGCGGCGGGGGGCGACUCGCGGCAGGCCCUAACAAGAGCGGCGGCCGAGCCCGCCUUCCCUGCACCAUGCUCAUAGAGGAUGUGGAUGCCCUCAAGUCCUGGCUGGCCAAGUUACUGGAGCCGAUAUGUGAUGCUGACCCUUCAGCCUUAGCCAACUAUGUUGUAGCACUGGUCAAGAAGGACAAACCUGAGAAAGAAUUGAAAGCCUUUUGUGCCGAUCAACUUGACGUAUUUUUACAAAAAGAAACUUCAGGUUUUGUGGAUAAGCUAUUUGAAAGUCUCUAUACUAAGAACUACCUUCCUCCUUUGGAACCAGUUAAGCCUGAGCCAAAACCACCAGUCCAAGAAAAAGAAGAAAUUAAAGAAGAGGUGUUUCAGGAGCCAGCAGAGGAAGAACGAGAUGGCAGAAAAAAGAAAUACCCUAGUCCCCAGAAGGCUCGUUCAGAAUCUAGUGAACGAAGGACACGGGAGAAGAAAAGAGAAGAUGGCAAGUGGAGAGACUAUGACCGGUACUAUGAGCGGAAUGAACUGUACCGUGAGAAGUAUGACUGGAGAAGAGGCAGGAGUAAGAGCCGGAGUAAGAGCCGAGGCCUGAGUCGAAGUCGGAGUCGAAGCCGGGGGCGCAGCAAAGACCGGGAUCCAAAUAGGAGUGUUGAACAUAGAGAAAGAUCAAAGUUUAAGAGUGAAAGGAAUGACUUGGAGAGCUCCUAUGUGCCUGUGUCUGCACCAGCUCCAAACUCUUCUGAGCAGUAUUCCUCGGGGGCACAGUCUAUUCCCAGCACUGUUACUGUGAUCGCACCUGCGCACCACUCUGAAAACACAACGGAGAGUUGGUCUAAUUACUAUAAUAAUCAUAGCUCUUCCAGUUCUUUUGGUCGAAACCCACCACCAAAGAGGCGAUGCAGAGAUUAUGAUGAAAGAGGAUUUUGUGUACUUGGUGACCUUUGUCAGUUUGAUCAUGGAAAUGAUCCUCUGGUUGUUGAUGAAGUUGCUCUACCAAGCAUGAUUCCUUUCCCUCCACCUCCUCCUGGGCUUCCUCCUCCACCACCUCCUGGAAUGUUAAUGCCUCCAAUGCCAGGCCCUGGCCCAGGCCCUGGCCCUGGCCCAGGCCCAGGCCCAGGCCCUGGCCCUGGCCACAGCAUGAGACUUCCUGUUCCCCAAGGACAUGGCCAGCCUCCACCUUCUGUUGUGCUUCCCAUACCAAGACCACCCAUAACACAGUCAAGCUUGAUCAACAACCGUGACCAGCCUGGGACAAGUGCAGUGCCCAAUCUUGCACCAGUAGGAGCAAGACUACCUCCUCCUUUACCCCAGAACCUCCUUUAUACAGUGUCAGAACGACAGCCCAUGUACUCUCGUGAACAUGGUGCUGCUGCAUCUGAGCGACUUCAGCUGGGGACACCGCCUCCUCUGUUGGCAGCUCGUUUGGUGCCACCUCGAAACCUCAUGGGAUCCUCCAUUGGGUACCAUACCUCAGUCUCCAGCCCCACCCCUCUGGUCCCAGAUACCUAUGAACCUGAUGGUUAUAAUCCAGAAGCUCCUAGUAUUACCAGUUCUGGUAGAUCUCAAUAUAGACAGUUUUUUUCAAGAACGCAGACACAGCGCCCAAACCUGAUUGGCUUAACAUCUGGAGAUAUGGAUGCAAAUCCAAGAGCUGCUAACAUCGUCAUCCAGACUGAACCACCGGUUCCUGUUUCAAUUAAUAGUAAUAUAACCCGAGUAGUUCUUGAACCUGAUAGCCGGAAAAGAGCUAUGAGUGGUUUGGAAGGGCCACUCACAAAGAAACCUUGGUUGGGAAAACAAGGGAAUAACAGUCAGAAUAAACCAGGAUUCUUGAGAAAGAAUCAGUAUACAAACACCAAAUUAGAAGUCAAGAAAAUCCCUCAGGAAUUAAACAACAUCACCAAGCUCAAUGAACACUUCAGCAAAUUUGGAACUAUUGUUAAUAUCCAGGUUGCUUUUAAGGGAGAUCCAGAAGCAGCCCUCAUCCAAUAUCUUACUAAUGAAGAGGCCAGAAAAGCCAUUUCUAGUACGGAAGCAGUUCUAAACAACCGGUUCAUUCGAGUCCUGUGGCACAGGGAAAAUAAUGAGCAACCAGCACUACAGUCUCCAACACAGCUACUCCUGCAACAACAACAAACACUUAGUCAUCUGUCACAGCAGCACCAUCACCUGCCACAGCACCUUCAUCAGCAGCAGGUGCUGGUGGCCCAGUCUCCUCCCUCAUCAGUACAUGGAGGGAUUCAGAAGAUGAUGAGCAAACCGCAGACAUCAGGGGCAUAUGUUCUUAAUAAAGUUCCUGUGAAGCAUCGUCUUGGACAUGCCAGUGGUAACCAGAGUGAUGCAGCACACUUGUUGAAUCAGUCAGGUGCUGCUGGAGAUGAUUGCCAGAUAUUUUCAACUCCAGGCCAUCCAAAAAUGAUUUAUAGCUCCUCAAACUUAAAGACGCCUUCAAAACUUUGUUCAGGAUCAAAAUCUCAUGAUGUCCAAGAAGUUCUUAAAAAGAAGCAGGAAGCAAUGAAGCUACAACAAGAUAUGAGGAAAAAGAGGCAAGAAAUGUUAGAAAAACAAAUAGAAUGCCAAAAGAUGUUAAUAUCCAAGCUAGAAAAAAACAAAAACAUGAAACCAGAAGAGAGAGCAAAUAUAAUGAAGACUUUGAAAGAGCUUGGAGAAAAGAUCUCACAAUUGAAAGAUGAGUUAAAAACAUCUUCUGCAGUCUCCACACCAUCUAAAGUAAAAACAAAAACAGAGGCCCAAAAAGAACUAUUAGAUACUGAACUGGACCUUCACAAGAGACUAUCCUCAGGAGAAGAUACAACAGAGUUACGGAAAAAACUCAAUCAGUUACAGGUUGAGGCUGCACGAUUAGGUAUUUUACCUGUGGGUCGAGGAAAGACCAUGUCCUCUCAAGGUCGAGGGAGAGGCCGAGGCCGUGGAGGGAGAGGAAGGGGUUCACUAAAUCACAUGGUGGUGGACCACCGCCCCAAAGCACUCACAGUUGGGGGCUUCAUGGAGGAGGAGAAAGAUGACUUACUUCAGCAUUUUUCACCUGCAAACCAAGGGUCAAAAUUCAAAGACCGUCGGCUACAAAUAUCAUGGCACAAGGCCAAGGUGCCUUCUGUAUCCACUGAGACUGAGGAAGAAGAAGUCAAGGAGGAGGAAACAGAAACCUCGGAUUUGUUUUUGCAUGAUGACGACGACGAAGACGAAGAUGAAUAUGAGUCUCGUUCAUGGCGAAGAUGAAAUCUGAUGCGACUUGUAUAAUUUUUAGGAAUAUUGUUUA